UCAGAGUUUUCGGCACAGAAUAAAAACUGACAGCAAUCCUAAAAUUCUGCUAUCAUGUCUUCAAACAAAAAGUGCUUUCAUUUAUCAGAUAAGGACUCUGUCGCCCGUAAAAGAGAAGUCAGAUCUGUUAAAUGGAUUAAAGUUCUUCUGAUAGUUGUUGGUGUUUCUCUUGUUUUUGCUCUGGGUGUCAUCUGUGCUCUCAGUUUACUCUAUGCGGGUAAAUUCGGACUGUCAGUCAAAGUUAAAGACUGUCUGUACUCUUGUACUGAAUUCAGUGGUUCAUCUUGUAAGCUUUGUGAAGAGGGCUGGACACCACACGGUGGAAAGUGUUAUUUCUUCUCUUCUGUAAAUAAGACUUGGUUUGAGGCUCGUGAUUUAUGUGCUGGAUUAAAAGCUCAUCUGGUCACCAUCAACAGCAAAGCUGUACAUGGUUUCCUGGUGUCUAAAAUUAAAGAGACUCACUGGAUCGGUCUUAAUGAUCAGAAGACUGAAGGUCGAUGGGUUUGGUUGAAUGAUCAAACUCUUGAAGAGACCGGAGUAAAGUUCUGGUUCAGUAACCAGCCGGAUAACUGGACUGGAGAUAAUCCAUCUGGAGAGGACUGUGUCUGUCUGGGAUUUAACCGUGAAUUUUUAAAAUCUUGGUUUGAUGCAUCUUGCAAAUACAAGAAAAAGUUCAUCUGUGAAAAAAAAUUCAUUGCACUUUAGUGAUGACUGACAGUUUCUAUCUUAUAUUGAGGAUCUUCACACGUCUCUCUGUAUUAUGCAUUUAAAUCUUAUUAAAUAAAAGACGUUGUGUUUUAUACCAAGGUCAAGUGUGGUUUUGCAUUUACAUUAGUAUAAAAGACACUGUAAUAUGUUUAUCAUUUAUAAUAACAAUUUGACAAAUUAAAAAACUCAUAUUUCUACAGUCAGUGAUUUAAUGUUUUCAACAUAAUCGCAUUAUUACAUUAUGAGAUGUCU
Messenger RNA from Paramisgurnus dabryanus, 960 nucleotides. Its product is annotated as CD209 antigen-like protein C. The record is from RefSeq and is a predicted model, not a curated record. Lineage: Eukaryota; Metazoa; Chordata; Actinopteri; Cypriniformes; Cobitidae.